AUCAUUUACACCAUUUCAAUUUAAUGCUGGCAUACAAAGCACUCAAAGUGUAGAGUCAUUUAAUGGCAUUAUUAAGAAGGCUUUAAAUAGUGCUAGUACACUGUGUGAUAUUGAAAAGAUAAUUAAUAAAAGACAUGAGGAUGAAUCUCAAUAUUGUAAAUUGAUAGAUCUUAAGGAUCAAUAUAUGACUAUAGGUCUUCUGCAUCUUUCAUCUCAAUUUUUUUCAAGUGUGGAUGCGAUUCUUGUUCAGUUUUUAACACCACCUAUACUAUCAUGGCAACGAUUUCAAAUAUCCCAAUCAUUUAUAUAUGAGGGUUCAUUAGUUCCAUAUUCUAUUGAAGCUUCAGAAUUGGAAACUAUUAAUGACUAUUUUAUAGAAGAUGUAUUGGAUGAGCCACAAACUACUUUACAGUCUCUUUUAAAUCGCAAAUGUAUCUCACAAAGGAAUCGAUAUGGAAUUGCAUUUUCAACAGCCAAAACUGCUAUUAAUGUUGCUUUAGAAACUAUUAAAGUUGCAGAAUUGGUUCGACUACUAAAAGAUUUUAUUGCGAUGAAUCAAAAGAAGCAUGAAGGUGAUAUGGAUGAACCUAAAGAGAAUGUUAAUACAGAAAAUUACAACUCUAAAGAGGAUCAGGAUACUGAAGAAAUAAUUCUAUUACAAGAGCAUUUAAUUGAUCAGAUAACUAGUCCUAACGUUACUAAACUUUGUGAUGCUCCUCACAAAAGAAGAAUUAAAGCUGUUACAGAAUUAUCAAAAGGAAAAGCAUUGAAUGAAGUUACAAAUAUUGUUCAAGAAGCUGAUCAUAGUGAAACAAGCUCAAGACAACAACACAG
Racocetra fulgida is the source of this 834-nucleotide messenger RNA. NCBI's taxonomy places the organism in Eukaryota, Fungi, Glomeromycota, Glomeromycetes, Diversisporales, Gigasporaceae. The record is from the annotation of a GenBank genome assembly.